Molecule: messenger RNA, 1485 nt
Organism: Aspergillus bombycis
Lineage: Eukaryota; Fungi; Ascomycota; Eurotiomycetes; Eurotiales; Aspergillaceae
Product: microfibrillar-associated 1 family protein
Exons: 1
Coding region: 1-1485 (494 amino acids)
Biological process (GO): mRNA splicing, via spliceosome
Cellular component (GO): U2-type spliceosomal complex
Molecular function (GO): RNA binding
Source: RefSeq, a predicted model, not a curated record
AUGCCACCUCCGCUACCUUCCCAACACCGCGGGAUGACCGCAAACCCCCUCAAACCUAGCCGUUACCGACCUGGAAAACCGAUUGCCGAAGAGCCCUCGUCAUCGGAGGAGGAAGACGAGGAAGAUGAGGAAGAACAGAUCAAAGAGCAGGAGCGGCGCAGGUUGGAACAACAGCGGAGGCAGCGAGUGCAGGCGCCGAAGGCGACCUCUUUCCCCGGUGGGAACAUUACUAAGGGGGUGAAGAAUGUGCAAAUAGAAGAGGAUGAGGAUGAGGAGGGCUUCGUUACUGAGGAAGAGGACGAAGAGUCGAAACCCGCCCCUCGUGUUGCUGGCGACAAAGGGGGUGCUGCGGCUGCAGCUCCUGUUCAGGCAGCGAGUGGCCCGGUGAGCAAAGAGGAAAGUGAGGAAGAAGAGGAAGAGGAGGAAGAGAGCUCCGAAGAAGAGAGUAGUUCGGAGGACGAGACGCCGAGGAGGGUUCUUCUACGACCUACAUUUAUCAAAAAGGACAAGCGCAACAAUGCAGCAAAUCAGACACAGAGCGGGCAGGGAGCAGCACCUAAAACAACCGCUGCGGAUUCAGCGGCAGAGACAGAGGCCCGCAGAGCGCAACGACAAGAAAAGGCCGAUAUGUUGGUGCGCGAGCAAUUGGAGAAGGAUGCAAUCGCCCGGAGCGCUGCAAACAAGCAAUGGGAUGACGAUGAAUUAGAGGCAGUUGAGGAAAGUGGUCUUGACGACAAGGAUGGAGUAGACCCCGAAGCCGAAUAUGCCGCCUGGAAACUCCGCGAACUCAAGCGCGUCAAGCGAGAGCGUGAGGCAAUCGAGGCCACCGAGAAGGAACGCGAAGAGGUCGAGCGUCGUCGGAACUUGACAGCGGAGGAGCGUGAACGCGAAGACCGCGAAUUUAUUGCCAAGCAGCAAGAAGAGAAGGAAGCUACUCGAGGACAGGGAGGAUUUAUGCAGCGCUACUUUCACAAGGGUGCCUUCUUCCGCGACGACCUGGAGAAGGAAGGGUUGGAUCGGAGAGAGCUCAUGGGUGCCAGAUUUGUGGACGAUGUAUCACGCGAAACUUUGCCUGAGUACAUGCAGAUUCGAGAUAUGACAAAACUUGGAAAGAAGGGUCGGACACGAUACCGGGAUCUGAGAACGGAAGAUACAGGGCGCUUCGGUGAUGGCUUUCAGAAUAGACGUCGUCACGACGCUCCGGUCGGCGUCAGAGAUGAACGAUUCCUGCCAGAUCGGCCGGAUGACCGACCUAAGGGGCCUACGGGAGCCAAUGCUGGUCCGGUGCGGGAGAGACGGAGGUCGAGAUCUAGAUCAUACUCACCAAGACGGGGCGGACGACCUGACAGAAGGGAGCGUCGUGAAAGUCCCGGUCGGGACCGUUCGAGAGAUCGGCACCGCCCUGACUCGAGCAAUCCCAGGAAACGGAGCCCUUCUCCGUAUGACGAUCGCGAAAAGCGCAGACGGAUGAGAAGUGUUUCGUAA